AGGUGAUAUGGAGGUGGUGGAGGAAAAAGUCUCAGUGGAGAGGCAGUGGGGGGAGGCAGAGGUGCUGGCUCUCAUGUCAGUGUGGGACGAGGUGGGAGCUCAGCACGUAGCUGAGAGCAGAACCACAUUUGAGUUGAUCUCAGAGCGCCUGAGAAGGCUCAGCGUUGUGCGCAGCUGGUGGGAGUGUCAGGCCAAGUGCAGGAGCCUGGGACUCCAGAACAGGAAGCCAGACGCAGCAGCAGGCACUUCAGCAAACUACAGCCCAGCAGUGGAUGGAAGGCCGGUGGAGGGCUGGGAGGAGGAGGUGGAAGAUGUGGGUAAUCAAAGAGGAAUCUACCCUUCCUCAGUCACUAUCCCAAUGCAGGAAGGAAUCAAGGGUCGAAUACAUCGAGCUCUUCCUUACACUCCGAGUGUGGCUGAAGAGGGGGGACGCCACUGGACAGACGACGAGGUGCGAGCACUGCUUUGCGUGUGGGCUGAUCGGCGUAUUCGAGAGCGCUUGAAAUGCACGUUACGCAACAAGUCCAUCUUCCAAGAGAUGGCCCGUCAGAUGCAAAGAAACUUUGGAGUGGUACGCAACUGGAAACAAUGCCGAACAAAAUACAAGAACUUGAAAUAUGACUUCAAGACUGCUAAAAGCGCCCAUGCUGCUGGGGGCAGUACCGCAGGAGGCCCGGGGAAGUACAUGAAGUUCUUCGAUGAGGUGGAAGCCAUUCUAAUGGACCGCGGACUGGAUAACGGGACGAUGGAAAUGCAGAAGAGGUUGUAUGAUGGAGAGCUGGCAGCAGGGAGGCUACAAACACCAGCAGGCCACACAGCACAGACGACAUCCUCGGAGAGUGAGGUUGUCAUAGAAAUUGAUGAUGAUGACAACAGUGAUGAUUACGAUAUGGACGGAGACAUGGAAGCAAAAUGGAGAGGAGCAGAUAUCAAUCUAACAGAUCCAUCCAGCUCUGACCAGUUCCACGUGGUCACGGUGUCGGACACAGGUCGAAACUGGAGUGACCAGGAGGUGCGAGCGCUGAUUCAAGUCUGGUCCGAUGAGCGCGUGUGCAGACAGCUGGAGAGCUCGACCAGAAAGAGAGACAUCUUUGUUCAGAUCUCCAACAGGUUAAUGCAGCAAGGCAUCGAACGUGACUGGAAACAGUGCCAUACCAAGUACAAAAACCUCAAGUACCUUUACCGUUCCCUCCAAAGGGGCAAGACUGAUGAAGCUGACCCAAGACGCCUUAUGAGGUUCUACGAUGAGGUGGAUGCCAUUAUGAAUCGCACAACUAAUGGCUCACCACUUGCCACAGGACCUGCAGAUCACUCGGUAAAUUCAGGAGGACUUGUGAUGUUGGAGGGUUGUGAAGAGAGAGAUCAUGUAGAUGUCUAUAUGAGAAAGGCAAACACAGUGACCACAAUGGUGGGGGCGAUGGAGGAGAGAACCUGUAGUUCUGAUUCUGUCUCACCGAUAAGCCUCGAUGUUGCGCCAAGCAACGAAGAACCGAGGCUGUAUACAGUUAAGGAGCAUCGCUUGGAUCAACAGCACAGAUUAAUGGACUCUUCUGAAACUAGGGUAGAAAAAGAGGAUACCUAUUCAGCAAACAGAGGAAUCAAGAGGAAAGCUGUGGAUCAAGACCCCAAACUCCAGACUAAAAUUAAAAAACUGGACACUGGCUCAGUUUUUGCUGAUAACGUGGAGGCCAAGUGUAAAGAGGAACAGGAUCACAUCCCAAUAAUAAAGAUCAAGUCAGUGUGUUCAAUGGCCUCCCCUUAUCCGUCCCCUGAGAGAAAGGUAAUAACCACUAACAAAAUAAUGUCAAAUGUUACACAACCAAGGCGAACUGUGGAAAUAAUUCUUGAACAGGCUGUAGGAAUCAGAGCUGCAACAAUUAAUGGAUCCAAAAAAAAUCUAAAACUCUAUUCGUUUAUUGAUUAAUAAUUUUAGGCUUUCUGUUGUUUACAUUUUAAAGCCCGAAGGAUUAAUCAAGAUAAUA
Messenger RNA from Xiphias gladius (swordfish), 1982 nucleotides. RefSeq lists its product as uncharacterized. Bases 8 to 1924 code for a protein of 638 amino acids. Gene Ontology annotation, biological process: positive regulation of DNA-templated transcription. The transcript is spliced from 6 exons. Lineage: Eukaryota; Metazoa; Chordata; Actinopteri; Istiophoriformes; Xiphiidae. Gene Ontology annotation, cellular component: nuclear body. The record is from RefSeq and is a predicted model, not a curated record.